Molecule: messenger RNA, 1536 nt
Organism: Neoarthrinium moseri
Lineage: Eukaryota; Fungi; Ascomycota; Sordariomycetes; Amphisphaeriales; Apiosporaceae
Exons: 5
Coding region: 1-1536 (511 amino acids)
Source: RefSeq, a predicted model, not a curated record
AUGUGCGCAGACAUUAACGUCGACGUUCUCGUCAUCGGUGCUGGCCCGACGGGUCUCGGUGCUGCCAAGCGCCUCAACCAGAUCAACGGCCCUUCGUGGUUGAUCGUUGACUCGGCUGAGAAGGCCGGUGGUCUUGCCUCUACAGAUGUGACCCCUGAGGGUUUCUUGUACGAUGUCGGUGGCCACGUCAUCUUCUCCCACUACAAGUACUUCGACGACUGCAUCGACGAGGCCCUGCCCAACGACGAUGACUGGUUCACCUGGCAGCGUAUCUCCUACGUCCGCUACAAGGGCCUCUGGGUCCCUUACCCCUUCCAGAACAACAUCUCCAUGCUGCCCAAGGACGACCAGGUCGUCUGCAUGGACGGCUUGAUCGAUGCUGCUCUUGAGUGCCGUGUUGCCAACACCAAGCCCAAGAACUUUGACGAGUGGAUUGUUCGCAUGACUGGUGAGGGCAUUGCCAACAUCUUCAUGAGACCCUACAACUACAAGGUCUGGGCCGUCCCUACCACUGACAUGCAAGCUGCCUGGCUCGGUGAGCGUGUGGCCGCCCCUGAUGUCAAGACCGUUACCAAGAACGUCAUCUUGAACAAGACUGCCGGUAACUGGGGCCCCAACGCCACCUUCCGUUUCCCUGCCCGUGACGGUACUGGCGGUAUCUGGAUCGCCGUUGCCAACACCCUGCCCGACGAGAAGAAGCGCUUCGGCAAGAAGGGCGCCGUUUCCAAGGUUGACGCCGCUAAGAAGGUCGUCACCAUGGCCGACGGUACCACCAUUGCCUACGAGAAGCUGAUCUCCACCAUGGCUGUCGACCAGCUCGUUGAGACCAUGGGCAACCAGGAGCUUGUCAGCCUCAGCAAGGGCCUGUACUACUCGUCCACCCACGUCAUUGGUGUCGGUAUCCGAGGUGAGCGCCCCGAGCGCAUCGGUGACAAGUGCUGGUUGUACUUCCCCGAGGACAACUGCCCCUUCUACCGUGCCACCAUCUUCUCCAACUACUCUCCCUACAACCAGCCUCAGGCCGAUGCCAAGCUGCCCACCCUCCAGCUGGGUGACGGCAGCAAGGCCAAGAGCUCCGAGGCCAAGGAGGGUCCUUACUGGUCUAUCAUGCUCGAGGUUUCUCAGUCGACCAAGAAGCCCGUCGACGAGGCCAACCUUCUCCGAGACUGUAUCCAGGGUCUUGUCAACACUGAGAUGAUCAAGCCCGAGGACGAGAUUGUCUCGACCUACCACCGCAAGUUCGACCACGGUUACCCCACCCCCGCUCUCGAGCGUGAGGGCGUCCUCAAGGACCUCCUCCCCAAGCUCCAGGACAUGGACAUCUACUCCCGUGGCCGCUUCGGCAGCUGGAGAUACGAGGUCGGUAACCAGGACCACUCGUUCAUGCUGGGUGUCGAGGCCGCCGACCACAUUGUGAACGGCGCUGUUGAGUUGACGCUCAACUACCCCGACUUCGUCAACGGCCGCAAGAACGAGGAGCGCCGCCUCAACCAGGGCCCCGUCGCGGCCAAGUCGCUCCCCAGCCGCGCCAAAUAG